CAUGACGCUCGUACCGCGUGACAGUGUAUGACCACAGGCUGACCCGAGGUUCUAUCACGAUGUCUAUGCUCGAGUCUAUAAAACGCACCGUGCAGGGGUUCGCGCGUCCCGACGGAUUCGCGGACGGGACGUAUAACUGGUUAUCGCUGUAUCUAUCGGUGACCAAGACUGUAUUUGACCCCGCAUCUCUGCUUGGAACUGUCGUAAACACGAUGAAACCGAAACUUGGCUUGGGCACGUUUGCGGUCGCUGCGUUUGUAGGCGCGAGCGUGCAGGCACAAUGCCCAGAUUAUACAACCUUUGCUGGGAGCCCGCAGGGUAACGCGUCUACUGGGCCGCUCGCAUUGCCCUUUAUGCGUCCGGCUCCGGCUUGUCGGACGUUCAACUCGUCUGCAGUCGAGAAAGUGAUCAGCGACAUGACAACAAGGAUCAAGGACCCAGAUUUGGCCCGUCUCUUCGAAAACGCGUUUCCAAAUACGCUCGAUACCACUGUCAAGUACUUUAACUCGACAGAGAACUUGGCGUUCAUCAUCACUGGGGAUAUCACGGCGCAAUGGCUUCGCGACACCGCCAACCAGUUCGCGGCCUACUACCCCCUCCUCGGACAGGACUCCGAACUCAAGACCCUCGUCAAGGCGGUGAUCAAUAACGAGGCGCGCUAUGUUUCGCAGUACCCGUAUUGCGGCGCAUUCCAGCCACCGCCCGAGAGUGGGCUUGCUCCGUCCGUCAACGACUGGGCGACUGGCGUCACCGUCAACCCGCCCGUUGACAAUCAGACGGUGUUUGAAUGCAAGUACGAGAUCGACUCCCUUUGUGGGUUCCUCAAGCUCUCGAGGUCGUACUACCAAAACACGAACGAUUCGUCGUUCAUGAACGACAAUUGGCACGCGGCGCUUGCACAGAUCUUCCAGGUCGUCGCGAACCAAUCCCAGGCAUCCUUCGACGCCGACUUCAACUGGAUCUCUUACUACAACUGGACGGGCGGCAACGGCGCGCUCUCGCCCGCCGUCCCGAACGGGGGAAACGGCGAGCCGAAAGGCUACUCCGGGCUCGUGGGCACGCACCACCGACCAAGCGACGACCUGAGCGUGUUCGCGUUCCUAACGCCGGCGAACGCGAUGUUGAGCGUCGAGAUGGGGCACGUGGCGGACGUAUUGCAGGCCGUGGGCGGGAACGCUGCGGCGGUCAAGGAGGCGCGAGCGGUGAGCGCGCGGGUGCGGGACGCGAUUUGGAAUACUACUGUUGUGAACAACAUUUUCGCAUACGAGACGAACGGCCUGGGGAGUCGGUAUGUGAUGGACGACGCUAACGUGCCCUCCUUGCUCUCGCUGCCGUACCUGGGCUUCCUCGAUAAGACGCACCCGGCUUAUGUCGCGACACGCAAAGUCGUACUUUCUCGGAACAACCCAUACUUUGCGGCAGGUGCCAACUUCAGUGGUGUCGGAGGACCGCACGUCGACCCCUGGCAUCCGUGGCCGAUGUCACAGAUAUCCGCGAUAUUCGGCACCGACGACGACGACGAGAUUACGGAGCGACUCUACCUCAUCGCGAAGAACACAGACGGACUGGGACUCAUCCAUGAGUCGCAGUCCAUCUACAAGGCGAACGACUGGACACGCCCCUGGUUCGCGUGGGCAAACAGCUACUUCGCGGAGAUGAUGCUCGACCUCGCGAAACGCAAGCCGGGCCUCAUCUUCAAGACCAGCGAACCCUACGUCCCCGGCGGAUAGACGACGUCAUUAUGGCCCUCUUCAGCGACCGAUAUUUACGUUUCGUGUGCAGAUUACCUCUCUCAAAUGCAAG
Molecule: messenger RNA, 1803 nt
Organism: Punctularia strigosozonata HHB-11173 SS5
Lineage: Eukaryota; Fungi; Basidiomycota; Agaricomycetes; Corticiales; Punctulariaceae
Exons: 13
Coding region: 213-1730 (505 amino acids)
Biological process (GO): carbohydrate metabolic process
Source: RefSeq, a predicted model, not a curated record